CCAAUGGCGAUGAGAUUGAAGGGGGAGGGGAAGGUAGUACGUGCGCGCUCUCGCAGGCUGAGGCGCGGCCCCGCGACAGUGCGUGCGCGCUCACUCGUCCCCUCCCCCAGUCUUUCUGUCUCGGCCGUCGCGGUCGCUUUUUCACCUUUCCGUCCCCCCACUUGCUGUGAGGUGCUCGGAGCGGACCGGCCCCCGUUGACUUGCCAUGGCUGACGAGAAGCCCAAGGAAGGAGUGAAGACUGAAAAUAAUGACCACAUUAAUCUGAAGGUUGCAGGGCAAGAUGGAUCUGUGGUGCAAUUUAAGAUUAAAAGGCAUACACCACUUAGCAAACUAAUGAAAGCCUAUUGUGAGCGACAGGGUUUGUCAAUGAGGCAAAUCAGAUUCCGGUUUGAUGGGCAGCCAAUCAAUGAAACAGAUACACCUGCACAGUUGGAAAUGGAGGAUGAAGAUACAAUUGACGUGUUCCAGCAGCAGACAGGAGGAGUCUACUAAAAGAGAACCAAACUUCCUUUCCCACAGACAACACAUUCACAAUUAGAAAAACGAGACUUAGUUCAGCCACAUCUUGACUACUGCAGUAUAGCUUUCUCUCUCCUUUGAUUUCUUUUCCUAUUCCUUCUAUUGUACAUAAAGUAACUGGUGUAUGUGCACAGACAUGCAUAUUUUUUUUAACUAAAUGGCCAAUGGUAUGUUUUGAUCAACAUCAUAUGGCAAUGGGGUAGUAAAAACAAACUGGUCUGUGAAAAUGCCCCAUUCCUCCGUGGCAUGCUCCUUUAACUUUUAUCUUUAUAUUCCAGUAAGUUAUUUUGCUCUCAUUGUUGAAAAACAAAAACCUUGCAUACCUUAUUUGAUUGGAUAAUUUCAAUGUUUUUCUUUUUUCGUUGUACAACCAAGGACGAUUUUAUAACUUUUUUGUACGUAGCUGUUACAUGUAGAGCAAUCUGUCUUUAAGUAGGGGUAAAUUACUCUAAACAAAAAUAUGAUCUUGGAUAGUUUUCCCUUCAAGUAAAGCGUCUUGUUGUUUAAAUAAACUUCUUGUUUAAAAUAAACAA
Messenger RNA from Rhineura floridana, 1053 nucleotides. It is a transcript of the gene SUMO2, whose product is annotated as small ubiquitin like modifier 2. The coding region runs from base 206 to 493 and encodes 95 amino acids. NCBI's taxonomy places the organism in Eukaryota, Metazoa, Chordata, Lepidosauria, Squamata, Rhineuridae. Gene Ontology annotation, biological process: protein sumoylation. The transcript has 4 exons. The record is from RefSeq and is a predicted model, not a curated record. Gene Ontology annotation, molecular function: ubiquitin-like protein ligase binding; protein tag activity. Gene Ontology annotation, cellular component: nucleus.